UCACCACUGUGCGCUGCCACGUCUGCUCAGCUCCGCGGUAAUGGAGGCUGAGGAUGAGUGCUGACGGGGCCGGGCUCUGCCUCUAGCUUUAGCUCUGGAUCUGACUCUGGCACUGACUCGGUGUCUGGGUCUGGCAGCGCGAAGCCUGGACACCUUUUCUGGACUCUCCGGGAGGGGACGGCCCGCGGGCAAGCAACUGGUUUGGAGCGCCUCAACCUGGGCAGGGAGUUCGCUUGCCUGGGGUCCAGCCUGUAAAGCCGCCUCCUCCCAGGGAUCCCUCCCCACUGGCCUGGCUUCCUCCAUGCUGUUGAAACAGGCUGACAACCGUUAACCUGGGUUGCAGCUACAGGUGGCACUGGAAGCAGACUGGUUCCUGGACAUGCCCGGUGGAAGGAGGGGCCCUAGUCGGCAGCAGCUAAGCCGUUCAGCUUUACCUUCUUUGCAGACUUUGGUUGGUGGGGGCUGUGGCAAUGGAACAGGCCUGAGAAACAGGAAUGGUAGUGCUAUUGGCCUUCCGGUCCCACCUAUCACAGCCUUAAUCACCCCAGGUCCUGUUCGUCAUUGCCAAAUUCCUGAUUUGCCUGUGGAUGGGAGCCUGCUCUUUGAAUUUCUCUUUUUCAUCUACUUGCUGGUUGCUCUGUUCAUUCAGUACAUCAACAUCUAUAAAACAGUGUGGUGGUAUCCUUAUAAUCAUCCUGCCUCUUGUACUUCAUUGAAUUUUCAUCUCAUUGAUUACCACCUGGCAGCAUUCAUCACAGUGAUGCUUGCGAGGAGGCUUGUAUGGGCCCUCAUCUCAGAGGCCACUAAGGCGGGUGCAGCAUCAAUGAUUCACUACAUGGUUCUCAUAUCAGCUCGCUUGGUGCUACUUACGUUGUGUGGAUGGGUACUUUGUUGGACCCUGGUCAAUCUCUUCCGAAGCCAUUCAGUCCUCAACCUCCUUUUCCUUGGCUACCCGUUUGGUGUUUAUGUUCCUCUCUGCUGUUUCCAUCAAGAUAGUAGAGCUCAUCUUCUUCUUGCAGACUAUAACUACAUGGUUCAGCACCAGGCGGUAGAGGAAAGUGCCUCGACUGUGGGUGGCUUGGCCAAGUCCAAAGACUUCCUCUCCUUGUUGCUGGAGUCUCUAAAGGAACAGUUCAAUAACGCCACACCCAUCCCCAGCCACAGCUGCCCCCUGUCUCCAGACCUCAUUCGCAAUGAAGUAGAAUGUCUGAAAGCAGACUUCAACCACAGAAUCAAGGAAGUUCUCUUCAACUCUCUCUUCAGUGCCUACUAUGUUGCAUUUCUCCCCCUGUGUUUUGUGAAGAGUACCCAGUACUAUGACAUGCGCUGGUCAUGUGAGCACCUCAUUAUGGUGUGGAUCAAUGCUUUUGUCAUGCUCACCACACAACUGCUGCCAUCCAAAUACUGUGAUUUGCUACAUAAAUCAGCUGCUCACCUGGGCAAGUGGCAGAAGCUUGAACAUGGGUCCUACAGCAAUGCUCCACAGCACAUAUUAGCACAGGCCUUCAAGCCCAGGAACUGAAAGAGAUUGGGCCAGGCUGAAAAGAAACCCGACUGUGGGCAAAGGACAAAUUUCAAUAAAAAUUGAAAAUACAAUCCACAGUACUAGUACUGUACAUCUUCAGGCUCCUGAUGGCACAUGGCCAUGAGGUGUAUCAUCACUUUAAUGCUGGUAAGUGUGAGCAAGGCCGACGGAACAUUUUCUGAACUGGGAAAGCUUCAGGGUGCUAGAAUUUUUUUUUUCUUUAACAUAUUUAAAAUGCUGUCCCAGUUCUUACCCUAGGAAACUAACCUUUCCAAAAUCAGGAAGAGAUGAAUUAACUUAGAUUUUUUAAAAAGCUUAACCUGAAGAUCCCCAUCCCCACCCCAACUCCAUUACGUUGGUGCUGGAAAGAAUGAAGCUUCUUCCAUAACUUCUUUUUCCUAGAGAAACCUCUAUAAAAAAAAAAACCCAAGAAAGUGGUAAAAAGAAAAGUCUGUGUGUCGGUACCUUGUGUGUCUCUGUGUUCUUCUGUGUAGCUUCUCACAUAUAUGAAGCGUUUGAAGUGUGUGAUAAAUGAAUAGAUUUCCUGUAGCUUUUUGGGAUGUAAUGCUGCAGUAAAUGUCAUGCUAGUUUGAUAAUGUGUGCAUUUCUCCACUACUCUUAUUACCAUCCACUCUCUCUUCUUGUUUGUUCCCUCUAGCAUUUCCACCAAUAGACUCUGCUCACUUGGAAUUGAGGUGACAGUCCACCUGCUUAUACUGGAUUUUCCGGCUCAUAGAUGCCCUCCUUACACAUUUAUUUCUGCUUGUUCUCCUAAGCCUCUUAAGUCCUUUGACACUGAGUUAACUUUGCAGUUUCUCUCUACUAUAUAGCAAUGAAGUUAUAAUAAAUCCUUUUGACUGCUUCCAGUUUGACCAUGGAAUUACUGUAUUUUCAGAAUUCAGGCAGAUGAAGCCUUGAAUACUUAAUCCUUUCCAUAGAAAUAUAGCUGGCCUUGCCAGACACUGUCUUAUCUGUAAUUGCCAAUAGGCUAACAUUGCAUUUCUUUCUC
This is a messenger RNA of Mesoplodon densirostris (Blainville's beaked whale), 2534 nucleotides long. RefSeq names its product transmembrane protein 39A (gene TMEM39A). NCBI's taxonomy places the organism in Eukaryota, Metazoa, Chordata, Mammalia, Artiodactyla, Ziphiidae. Gene Ontology annotation, biological process: negative regulation of autophagosome maturation; negative regulation of autophagosome assembly. The transcript is spliced from 8 exons. Bases 380 to 1522 code for a protein of 380 amino acids. The record is from RefSeq and is a predicted model, not a curated record. Gene Ontology annotation, cellular component: endoplasmic reticulum membrane.